CUUGGCUCUGCACACAAUACACGUAGGCUGAACCCUUGGACACGUAUCAUAGAUGGUGCAAUCUUCCGGCAUAGUAUACCCAACCAGACAACGCCGGAUGACCAGCCUGCCAACAACUACUUCGCUCUCUCCGGCACCCAUCCACAACAAGAACCACAAGAAAGAAAAAAGGAAUCAGGAAAACCAAUUACAAAUCUGCUCAUAUACCGGACCACUAAGAACCAGGCAAGCAACAAAAAUGCCUACACCGACAUUUCCCGGAUCCUGCGUUCGGCUUUCCGGCUUCUUGCCAAACUGCAACAACAAGAACACACCUCACAAAGGCGUGCUGUCUGGCCUCGGCAAGCCGAGAGGAACAACUCACUCGCCCGUGUUCAUGCAAUAAUACCAGCAGAAGAGAAAAGCAAAAUCGGGCAAAUGGCUAAAAAGAAACAAGAUAAGUCUCUACAUCCUAUUCGUCCACUAUUCUUAUCCAAGAGACAAGGAAAGCCGCCACCGGGCGUGUCUUCUACGUCUCGGGACAGCAUGUAUGUA
Messenger RNA from Periconia digitata, 534 nucleotides. Lineage: Eukaryota; Fungi; Ascomycota; Dothideomycetes; Pleosporales; Periconiaceae. The record is from the annotation of a GenBank genome assembly.